Molecule: messenger RNA, 2382 nt
Organism: Pisolithus orientalis
Lineage: Eukaryota; Fungi; Basidiomycota; Agaricomycetes; Boletales; Pisolithaceae
Exons: 15
Coding region: 1-2382 (793 amino acids)
Source: RefSeq, a predicted model, not a curated record
AUGCACAGUGCACUCCAUUUGACUACCCACAUAUUCACCACUCCCAACCCUGUCCCCAAACCUACUGCUGUGCAGCCCAGGGUUGCAUACCAUCACCUAGAGAUUCCUGAGUGUACAGACAGACUGCCAUCUGGUGUCAACCUUGGAAUUUUGGACUGUGAAGACUACUUAUCAGAGCUACUCAGGCUGGAAGGUAGAUGUGGUGUUUCCGGUAUCUGUCCCAACUGCAAGCUUCAACUGGCUCACUUCUGCUGUGAUGAUUGCCUUGGAUUUGACAUGUACUGCCAAGAAUGUGUAGUGACUCAUCAUGGAGAUCACCCAUUGCACUGUGAGUGGAAUGGCAGAUACUUUGCAAGCAAAACAUUGAAGGAGUUGGGCUUGAUCGUGCAGUUAGGCCAUCCUAUUGGCAAAAGGUGCUGCAGGCCCUGGUCUGUCCUGAAAGAUGAGUUUGUUGUUAUGCACAGGAAUGGGAUUCACAUUGUCAGCCUUGCCUUCUGUGGGUGUGAGACUGCAGAUUCAUAUACACAACAAUUGCUGCACAUUUGCUGGCUCCCUGCAACUUCCAAUAAGCCCCACACUGCAGCAAUGUUCCAAGUCCUGGAAGACUUUCAUCUCCUGUCAUUAGAAUCCAAGCUUUCUUGUUAUGAGUUUUACAGUGCCUUGUCACAUCAUUCAGAUAAUACUGGAUUAAAUCCACCUAAGGUGCAUCACAGUUCAUGUUGUAAAUUUUUGAGAAUGGUCUAUGUUGAUGCACUUUUUGUCACUCUUGAUGCCAACUUUUGCCUCAGAUGUCAUGCAGUCUCAAAUAAUGAGAACAAUCUGAGCCUCAGUCAGGGCUGGGCAUAUUUUGUGGAGGACACCAUGUUCAAGAGAUACUUAAGUGACCACUGGCAUGAUAUCCAAGAGAAAAGCAUGUGCUCAAAUCACAAUGCAGUGAAUAUGGCAGAUGUGAAGUCAAAGAAGGGUUGCAAUGCAACUGGCAUUGGCAUGAUUGUUUGCACCAGGCAUAGCAUGAGGCUCCCAAAUGGGAUAGUUGACCUACAAUACAGUGAAAGAUAUGUGAACAUGGACUAUGCAUUUGCAUCUGCACUACACCACUCAGAUGCGACUGUCCUCAAAGUUUUGUAUGACAUUGCCUGCCAGUGGCACAAGAAGUUAUAUCAGCAGAUGGACCAGAUGCCACCUUCUUUACAGUCAAACUUACACAACUGGGCUGUUACAUUUCUCAUACCCAAGUUUCACCUUCCUGCCCACAUCGCCUCAUGCCAAUGGUCCUUCUCCUUCAAUUGGACCAAGGGUGUUGGUCAGACAGAUGGCAAAGAACUUGAGUGUGGAUGGGCAAACCUUAACCCCACUGCUUCAAGCAUGAAGACCAUGGGCCCUGGUCAUCGUCAAGACACACUGGGUGACUACUUUGGUGACUGGAACUGGAAAAAGCUUAUUGGACUGGGCACUUCUCUUCUUAGGAAGGUAAAGGAGGCCAUCCCUGAGCACAAUGAUCAUCAACAUGACUUUGAAGAAUUAACACAGUCACUCAAGCUCAAGUUUCCUGAGCAACUCGCUCUAUGGAAGCAGCAGGUAGAGGACUGGGAAGCCGACUCAACCAAGCCUAAUCCAUUUGAAGUCAAGAAUGAUGGUAUCACACAAGCUAGUAUCUGCUUACAAUUGGCGAAGGAUGAGGCCAAUGCACUUGUGGGAGGGAAUGUAACCCUGAGCAUUCUCAUUGGCACUGGGAUUGACCUAGAGGAUCAGCACAAUGCACUGGUGAGGCAAAUUGAGGCAUGGCAAAAACUUCAAGUCCUGUUUAUGCCUGGUUGGCCAGAGUUUGCCAGUCAACCUCAUUCCCUGGAGGACAUCCCAUUCAGCAAAGUCACAUGUCCACCAAAAUUGGCAAUGAUUGAACUUCAACUCAGGGAGGGUCAAGUGCACAAUGCAUUGAAUGAUCUGUGCCAGGCCCUAGAUACCAAGAUAAAUACUGCUGCUACAAGGUAUCAUGUAGCAUAUCAAGCAUUAACCAUUCUCGCCCCCCUGGUUGGACAAGUUGGGUGGAGGGACAAGCUUCGCCCACUUGCAGACAAGGACAUUAGUGCACUCACAGAUGCUUACAACCUCCAGCCUGGAGAGGGACAAUGCCAUGUUUCUUGGAUUUGGCAGUCAUAUGGGUACAGUGAUCAUGCCACAGAGAAGGAAUCAGAUGACAGUUUUCAGGAGGCCAUCCAUGUGGAGUGGUGCAAAGCAUGUGCAUGCACACACCACUGGGAAGAGGAGGUUAGGCUACUAUUUGAAGAAAAGCAACAUACAUUACAGUUUCUUGAGUGGCACACAAAUUGGUGGAUGGGCCAUGCUAGUGCCAUUGCAACAGGUGACAAAGCUCUCUCCUGA